Molecule: messenger RNA, 1437 nt
Organism: Eurypyga helias (sunbittern)
Lineage: Eukaryota; Metazoa; Chordata; Aves; Eurypygiformes; Eurypygidae
Gene: ZC2HC1C
Product: zinc finger, C2HC-type containing 1C
Exons: 2
Source: RefSeq, a predicted model, not a curated record
CUAGGACACCACAAGAACAGCUUUCAGCAUGAACGCCUACCUGACAAAGAGGAAAGUUUAAAGGAUCUCUACACCCGAAAGAGCCGAAGCUAUUCAUACUCUCUUUCUGCAGAAAGCAGUCAACACAGCUCCAGGCAUGGAGGCUUCUCUUCGGCUGGACUGCAGAGCAAGUAUCCCACCAGCCAGACCAAGGCUCUGCCAGCUAAAUCAGUAGCCAUGAGGAAAGAAGGAGUGGACCAUGCCCAUCCCCUGAAACCAAUUUUUCACCACAAGGGUGUGAGUCUUCCAGUGAUCAACACAGCACCACUCGGAAGUUUCCCAUACAUGGAGGAAGCUCCAAGUAGUCAGCCUAGCUCAAAGAGCAAAGAGAAGCCUCCGGCAGGGAGGUAUCAGCUAGCUGCAGUGCUCCCUCGUCAGACAACAGAGCCUAAACAGUCAGCCUCCCAUCUAUACAGGAGAGAGCUGGCCUACAUCCUAAAGUUGGAGGCAGACAGGCAGAAUAUGGAAGAGGAAAUUCGAAAGAAAGAAGCCCUCCUUAAAGAGAAGCUGAGGAGGACAAAGGAGCAGCUUAGGAGGAUUCAAAGAGAGAAGGAGCUUGUUGAGGCAGAGGAGAGAAGAGACAGGGAAGUGAAGAAAACCCUUGAGCAACAGGGUGCAAGGUACCCCGAAGAGAGAACUUUCAGAUUUGCUGCCAGGCCAGGUGCUGGGGUCUUCAGUGGGGUGCAGUCCGCAGAGGCCACCAUCCCCAGGCCUGGCACCAUCCUCCGCCCCCAAGAGCUGGCUCUGGGGAAACUCAAGAAGGAACGGUUGGUGGCCAGCAACAGCAAAAUUCGAGACCACAUACCCUCAGAGCGUUUAGCCUCUUGUUCAGCGCUGGCCCCAAAACGUAGCUCUUCUCCCUCUGCCCUCUCAGACCGAGCUUCUGGCAACCACCUGUCCGCAGGGGUGCUGUGCAUGCAGGCUGCCAGUGCUGUGGAGCAGGGGGAGCUUGGACAGUGCAGCUUCUGCAGACGUAAGUUUCUCUGCACCAGGCUCGAGAAGCACAUGAGUAUCUGCGGCAAGAGCCAAGGCUCCCAGAGGAAGGUGUUUGACUCCAGCAGGGCCAGAGCUAAGGGAACAGAACUGGAAGAGUAUCAGCAGUGGAAAAGCUCAGAGAACCCUCAGAAUAAGCCACCCAGAAGGAACAACUGGAGGCAGAAGCACGAGGUUUUAAUCCAGACCCUGCGCCAGGCCCGCCAGGUGCAGCAAGUCCUCUCCAAGGGAGGGAAGGUGUCUGAUCUGCCCCCGUUGCCUCCCAUUGAAAACCCAGACUACGUUGCCUGCCCUUAUUGCAGACGCCAAUUUGCUCCCCAAGCGGCUGAGAGACAUAUUCCCAAAUGCAAAACCAUCAAGAGCAGGCCCCCGCCCCCACCGCAGAGACGGCGCUGCUGAGGUGUC